AUACCUUUUAGCUGAAUUUAAUUAAAAAUAAAAUACGGAGCUACUCUCUCUCACAUACCUACUACUCAUACGUUUACUCGUGCAACAACGAAAAUACGACUAUCUCAAAAGCAACAAAGUCGCUUUGAAGAACUAUUUAUAGUUAUUAAAGAAAAUCAAAAACAAAAACAAAAACCACAAAAUGGUGCUGGUAUUGAAUGGCGUUUUGCAGGACGAUUGUCCUAUGGAUACAAACAGUCUAUUCCUGCAACACCCCGUAUACAGAGAUUAUGCCCAACAACUACUCUCCAUACCGACAAAAUCCGUUGGUCCCGUGGGACUACUCUAUGUGGGCCAACGUGAAAUGGCCGCUGCUGCGCCGCACGACAAGAACAUCAACAUUAUUGGCGCCGAUGAUGCCACAACGUGCAUCAUAGUUAUGGUCAGGCAUUCAGGUUCAGGCGCUGUAGCUUUGGCCCACUUUGAUGGCACCGGUGUGGAUGAAGCUGUUUGCACAAUGGUCGCACGCGUUCAAGAGUUGGCCUUAGGUUAUCCGGAAGGACGUAUUGAGUUACAAUUAAUUGGUGGCUACCGAGAUCCGCAAGGAUAUGGCGAAGACGUUUUCUAUAGCAUAAUGCAAUCAUUCCACAAACAUCAUCUCGAGAUCGAUCUAACUCAAGCCUGCGUCGGUGAGCUGAAUACUAUACUGCGCGGCGACAUAAACUACCCGAUAAUUUAUGGGGUUGGCGUCAAUAUAAAAACCGGGGAAAUAUUCCCAGCAACAUUCCCAGACCGAGGACCGGAUAGGCAAUUGCGUGAUGCACGAAAUUUUAUGGGUGCACAAACGGUACUGGACAUAUACGACUCAUCGCUGGGCAUGUUACGCAUCGGCCCCUUUAACUAUGAUCCGUUACGUGGCGCUGAUUUGUGGCUCUCGCAAACAGAUGAAUUCUUAUUGCAACAUUUGUCGACGAGUCCAGAUGUCGAGCCGCCGCAUUUCACUAUGCAGAUACGCGCCACUAUAAAAUUCAUACAGGAUAAUCAAUUUCCCGCAAUUACGGUUUUCCGGGACAAUCGACCACGCUACUUUCGGCGCGAUGAGACUACGGGCUGUUGGACUUUGGUUAGAUAUUAAUUACAAAUACAAUACGUGCUCGCAUAUUUGCGUAUUUGCUUAAAGCGAAAUACACUUAGUGUUAUUAUAAGCUGCGUUUUAUUUUACAUGUUUUUUUUUUUUUUUUGAACUGUUGCUGCAUUGACUUUGUAUCAGCUCCACUUUUGUACUCAUACAUAUGUAAAUUUCAAGUGUUUAUUUUUUAUGCCUGUUUUCUUUUAUGGCUUAACAUUUUUUUUUCUUUACUUGUGUGCUUAAUCCAGUUAAUUUAGUGUAGAAUCAUGUACCGAUUUUUUUCUUUUUGUUGCAUGUAGAUUCUUAUUGGUUUAUUUGAAUUAUAUCGUUGGAAAAAGGCAGCUACCGGAGUAUAUAUAUGCCCACCCAUGCAUAAAUAAAGAUUGUAUGUUUUUGAAAAUGAGAGCUUAUCAUAUGAAAAUCAUAUAUGAUCAUUAUAUGAAAAUCAAACAAAUUUUUCUAAAUAUGAUACUACCGAAAUCAAUUACGAAUGCGUGAAUGUGCAUAACUGUGUGAUUUAGAUAAACCUUAACACUUU
This is a messenger RNA of Rhagoletis pomonella (apple maggot), 1646 nucleotides long. Its product is annotated as protein N-terminal asparagine amidohydrolase-like. The record is from RefSeq and is a predicted model, not a curated record. Lineage: Eukaryota; Metazoa; Arthropoda; Insecta; Diptera; Tephritidae. Gene Ontology annotation, cellular component: nucleus. Gene Ontology annotation, molecular function: protein-N-terminal asparagine amidohydrolase activity. Bases 182 to 1114 code for a protein of 310 amino acids. The transcript is spliced from 5 exons. Gene Ontology annotation, biological process: ubiquitin-dependent protein catabolic process.